CGUGUACAGUGAAGCCGCGGCAAUGCUAGGCCAGCUGUACAAUCCCAAGGGAUGUGAGGCGAGUGCGCAGACACACGAUGACGCACUUAUUGCAAGGGAGACAGCAUGUCCAAAUGGUAUACCCAGCGCAAUCUCCGCUACAGGCAGCGAGACCAAUGGUGUGCAUAGACCCGUAUCGGGGCCUAUUCCUAGCUCUUCACCGGACAAUUUGCGAUUUCAAGAGCUGUAUGGUGGUGAUGAUAGAGCGAACAUGACGCCUGGUAUGCAAACACACCACACUCAGAGUAAGGCACAAAUAAUAGAGACUAUGGCGGCCAUUGAUCAUAAUCGCAACAGAUACAACAACGGAGCCGGAAGCGACGACAGGAAUGGCAUGAGGAGUGUGGGCGUGAGUAGUGCCACAAAUAUACCUCUGCCACCCACCUACAACAGACCACCAUACACCCAACAACCACUCCUACAACAACACCCGCGGCAGCCACAACAGCAACAACACCCGCGUCAGCCACAGCAGCAACAAUUUACUUACGCACCCCCGGACAGCAGUACUAUCAUGCCAGGGCCAUACAUACACACGCGUGCAUACCCACCACCUGAUACCCCAUAUUUCGGACAUGCGCUAUUGCCGCAUCCGCAGUAUAACACGUACACCGCACCACAGGCUUAUGCUCAGUCGCCGGUGGUGAUGGUAGGGCAGCAUGCAGGACCUCCUUACACGUACUUACACCCAAAUGGGGUACCAAACAACGGGUCUUGGCAGAACGCGCACAUACACGCGCCAGCGCAAGCACAGCAACACACACCGACGCACGCAUACGCUCAAGAUCAAGGCGAUGUACAACGACAUGCACAUGCUCAAGCACAGGCUGAUGCACAACUCAAUGCCGCUGCACGCACUACAUUGAGAUCAGAGUCACAAUCGAGAUUACGGGCCGGUUUUCAGCCUGAAACUGUCGAACGUAGCCAUGUGCACGUGAAGGUCAGUGAAGUACAUAAAACACUCGGGGAUUUUCUACCCGAACAUGUGUUGAAGGAUACUAAGGACGAGGACGCUUGUGUACCUGCGGAUCUCAAGGAUAUGGAGAGGCACAGGGAUAGCCGGAGGAUUGAUACAGGCUCAUCUGUCACCGGGGAUGUGGAUACAGGUAUCGCCGCGAGUGUCAUCAGCACGGCCGGGAAUGAUGUAGGCAAGGGCUAUGAUAAAACUGCGUUGAGGGGUGCGAGGCCGUACACAAUAGGAAGCAGCAAGAUCGGGCUCCCCAGUAGGAACACGGCGGUGUGGAAACAGCACAUGACGGAGGGGAUUAGCACCUUGCUACCGGAUAUAGUGCUGCCAUCGGACAGUCGUGACCUGCCAGGAGUGCGGGUGUGCGGCGAUCUCAACUUUGGCACAUUCAAUGUGGUGCCGGAUGCCGAUACAGAUACAGAUACCGCUAAACACGUUGCCGAUGGCAUCGGCAGUGUGACUAAACAGAAAAAUGGGAAAGGUGCCACAUUAUCAUCGACAGUAGAAUCCAAUCCAAAGUUGGAUUGGAAAUCCGGUGCUGGGAGAGGAAAAAGGAGUCCAAUGGUGCAUGUACGUGAUGACAUGGAUUCAACAAGGCAAGAGGGCAGGGCCAACGGAGUAAACCGGGAUCAAAACGGGAUGCAGUGCGCCAAAGAGAAUCGAGUGGUGUCGAUUGAAAACGCAACGGAUAGCAAGAUUUAUUUAGCCGAUAUAGUAUUCACACCGCCGUGCAGUGUGUUUGUUGUGACGGAUACAAAUGCGCUGCAGUGGGUGAAGCCUGCAAAGGACUUUGCCGACAGCGUCGGUAGUAGCUGCCUAGUAAUACCUCCACACUCAUCCUAUGACUUCUUGGUAGGAUGCCUCCCGGGCGGGGAUGUGGGCAUCUAUCAGCAGUAUAUCGUGAUUGCCCUGGUGGUCGGCGAUACUACCGCAGAGCAGCCGACGAUUGAGUACCUCGGGAGUAAAACCACGUGCAUGAUGCAGCAUGCCGAUGAUGUGGCGUUGCUGGAUGCGGAUGCCAUGCCGUUCUUUCCCUUGUGGAUGACCACACUGUUUGACACCCAGGCUAAUUUGGUAGUGGGUCCUACACUGCCACUACCAAUACCACGGUGCAUGACCACAAAGACCACUGCGAUGGUCGCGCGAGAGAUGCACCGGACAGUUCUAAGUAUCUCAGCGCCCUCAGCGGCACCAACGACGUUGGUGGUUCCUCAGACGAGCCGAAGUAUAUCGGCACCUACGGCUUCUGAAUACAAUCGACAG
Molecule: messenger RNA, 2269 nt
Organism: Sphaeroforma arctica JP610
Lineage: Eukaryota; Ichthyosporea; Ichthyophonida
Exons: 4
Source: RefSeq, a predicted model, not a curated record